This is a messenger RNA of Helicoverpa zea (corn earworm), 1192 nucleotides long. RefSeq lists its product as uncharacterized. NCBI's taxonomy places the organism in Eukaryota, Metazoa, Arthropoda, Insecta, Lepidoptera, Noctuidae. The record is from RefSeq and is a predicted model, not a curated record. The transcript is spliced from 2 exons. Bases 350 to 1000 code for a protein of 216 amino acids.
UAAAGAUUAGGUCAUAUCUUUUCUCCCGCACGAAAUAAACAAUUGUUGGCAUAAAAAACGUGGUCUAUAAUGAUGUCAUUUUAAAUAUAAACUAAGACAUUACAGUCAAAAGAUAAAAGUUGGGAUAGGUUAGGUUAUUUUUAAAUAUCUUCUAAAGUAACCGUCAGUCAAACUCCGUAGUAGUUUUUCGUUCACACUUAAGGUAGUAGGACCGCACUUAAGCGACACUCCGCAGCAGUGGAGCGAUGCGACACGUAACGACACUAUAGGUAUACCGCACUUGAACUGCAGUGCUGCGACAGUUUGCAGCAAAUUUUGUCUGUCACUCGCUUGGCAAUUUCUAAAGAAGAUGGAUGAAACUGAUUUGAAUGUUAUUUUGAGUAAGGUGGACGAAAGUGACUUGGAUAUUGUAAUAGUAUCUUUGAUUUGUGAAGAAGAAGAAAGAAUGGAAAAACAGCAAACAAAAAAGAAUAGAAAAAUAUGGGUUCAUGACAUUCCGUAUUCACGAUAUGAAGAAGGGGAAUAUCAUACACUUUUGCCGCGGCUUAAAAAUGAUCAGAAAAGGUUUCACACAUACUUAAGAAUGUCUCAAAAUAGAUUUGAUGACUUGUUACAAAUUAUGAAGCCCCUUAUAGAAAAACAGGAUACAUUUUUCCGAAAAGCGAUAAAUGUGGAAGAAAGACUCAUGGUUACAAUCAGGUUCCUUGCUACUGGACAUUCGUUCAAGACCAUCGCAAAAUCUUUUCGUUUGGGUUAUACAACCGUGCAAGAAAUUGUACAUACUACUUGUGUAGCUUUGUGGGAAGGGUUGUCCAAAAUAGUCAUGCCCAUUCCAGAUGAACAGAAAUGGAUGAACAUUGCAAAAGAAUUUUACGAAAAAUGGAACUAUCCCAACUGUAUUGGUGCACUAGAUGGGGAGCACAUAGAAAUUUUCGCGCCACCGAAUAGUGGCUCACUAUUUUUUAAUUACAAUUCUUUUCAAUUGUACUACUUGCUCUAGUGGACGCAAAUUACAAAUUUAUGUGGGAUUGAAUAUUUCUGAACGAUUGAGAUGUGUGUAAGAUGAUGGACGUUUCUAAACGAAUGAGUGGGAGUAAGAGGGAAUGAAUGAAUGAGAGUGAGAGAUUGGGUUUGAGAAUUUAAUUUAAAGAUGGAAGAGUUAACAGAUGGUCGAUGUACCUAACGAUUUUAA